Molecule: messenger RNA, 612 nt
Organism: Enterobius vermicularis (human pinworm)
Lineage: Eukaryota; Metazoa; Nematoda; Chromadorea; Rhabditida; Oxyuridae
Source: the annotation of a GenBank genome assembly
AUGGUCAACUUAGGUCGAUUUCGCGAAAUACCCUAUUUGUUCAAACCUGUGAUAUUUGUGUUCCUUAUUUUGUUGUUUAUAUUCUAUUUAUGUCACUCAACCUCUUGGUGGCUUUGGCUUACUUGGGUUGCACAGAUUAUCUGUGUAGGAGGAAUAACUGCUGGAUUAGCCAUAGAAUUUGACAGUGUAUUUGGAUUUUGGUCAAUGCUGGAAGUUGCUGUCAGUGGAAUUUUCAGCCUUAUUGGUGUUCUCAAUGUACUUCUUAACGUCGUAUGGCUUUUCAGGCAUAAAAAUGCACUCUAUGGAAUUCAAGCUAUUUUUAUUGUUUGCAAGACUGCUGUUUUUCUGUUGAAUGGUUGGACAAUAUUCAAAACAUGGCGUGGUGGAUCUGCCUCAACAACAAACACAACUCGACCUACCUUUACAAAUACCGGCGUUGCGAAUCCUCAGUUCCCAGGUAAUGCAACAGUCGGAGUUGGAGGUGGAGCAUUUCCUGGAGCAGCAACAACGUAUCCAUCAGCAUACCCACCUGGUGCAACAUUUCCGGCGUCAACCACAGCACCGACAGCAGCAGGUGGAACCGGUGUUUCUCCGAUAUACGAUAAUGCUUAA